ACAAGAGCCGCACCCCCUUUGCCGCUAAACACUAAACACAAUAACAAAAUCACCUAAAAGCUGAAACUGAAGCAGAUCUGAAUAAGUGGACCUUUUCAGUCUCAAUUCAACUGUGUUCACGCGGUUCUCGUUAGUCUUCUAGUCUAAUUGAUGCACUAUUAGAUGGAUAGCGGCGCAGAACCUGAAAGGAAGAAGGUUAAAUUGAUGGAAAAGGAUGCGCCUGCUAAUGGAUACCAUGAGGGGACUACCGACGAGGAUGACGAGAUGCAUAUCGACGAGCCGUCUUCUCCAGACCGGGCGGACCAUGAGAACCCUGUCGCCGGUAGCUCAGAUCAAUGGGAGGGUGGCAACUUUCACGCCUUGUCCCCAGAAGGGUCCAGUGUAGCCUCCAGGGAGGAACAUGACGAGGACGUAAUGGAAGACACGCCGCAGACGCAGAGCAAACCCGUAAACGUUUGCCCUGGUCGCUCGACUUUGGAAGACCUGAAGUGGAAAACAUCUACAACCUCUUUGCCACCUGUGGAGCCCUCCCCUGACCAUUUCGUCUUUUACAAAUUACCAUGGGAAAACAAAGCUCCGGAGCCUCGCAGCGCGCCUUUUGAUUUACACCAGUCAAGCAUCAAACUUCCAUGUUGUAAUAGUUCGGUUUGGCAAAGAGUGGAAGAGGCGCUGAGGAGCCGCAUUAACAAUGGCCGGCAGUUAAUUGAGAUCAUCCAAAAGUGCAGCGGCCGCAAUCUGGACUGCAACCUAUUGCUGGAGCUUUUGCACGGCAGAAGGGAAGCGAGCUUCAUCGAAGAAGAAACAGAGAACUUGUUCGCAGUUGUGAUUCCCAAGAUCCAGCAGCUGGCUCUGAAGUUACCUGAACUUGUGAAACAGCCAAUUCCUAUCCUCAAUCCAGGACAAUCCAUCAGCCUGAGCCAGCUGCAGGUGGCUUCCCUGCUGGCCAAUGCAUUCUUCUGCACCUUUGCCAGCCGCAAGAGGAACGUCAACCACAUGCCAGACAUUAAUUUUCAAGGGCUGUACUACCUGCCUAGAGGUGACCAGAGUCACGUUGAGAGCAACAUGGAGAAGCUCAAGUGUCUAUUUUCUUACUUCCGCAAAGUUGAUUUAGAAUCAGGGGAGCCUAGUGGCGUGGUUACGUUCCACCGGAGAGAGGUGCAGAACAGUCCACAAUGGAAUGAAUCAACCAAGCCUAUUAAAAGACUGCACAUCAGCCGCAAAGGCACCAUUGAAGACGAUGGCACUUACAUGCUGCAAAUGGACUUUGCUAACAAAUAUCUUGGAGGGGGCGUGCUAGGCCAGGGGUGUGUGCAGGAAGAAAUUCGGUUCGCCAUCUGUCCUGAACUGAUCGCUGGCUGCCUCUUCAACAAGGUCAUGCUUGAAAAGGAAGCCAUUAUCAUUUGUGGAGCACAACAGUUCUGCAAGUACGAUGGCUAUGGGUCCAGCUUCCAGUGGGAGAGCAACUUCAAUGAUGUCACUCCGAGAGACGCAAGUGGUCGGUUGUGUGUGUCGGUGGUGGCCUUGGAUGCCAUACCAUUCUAUGGUCGCAAAAGUCGCCAGUACGAAGUUAGCAACAUGGACCGCGAGCUUAACAAAGCUUAUGCAGGAUUCAUGGUUGAUGAGGGCGCCGAAUCGAUACCAGUGGCCACAGGCAAUUGGGGCUGUGGGGUCUUUGGGGGUGACCCAAAGCUGAAGUCGGUGCUGCAGCUGCUGGCAGCUUCUGAAUGCGGCCGCGACUUAGUCUAUUUUACCUUUAGAGACAAAAGCCUGAUUGAGCCUUUGUACGAACUGCACUCUCUCCUUUUGCAGACGGAGGCCACAGUAGGAGAAGUCUACAGAAAUUUGAUGGAGUACAAACCCUCAAAUGAGAACGUGCUUAGUUACCUGAAAAGGAAAAUUCAAAAGAAUGUCCCAAUAACCAAGUACAUAAAGAGCUGUGCAAGACUUGAUGAGUCAGCAGACAAGAAUAUGAAGAGCGAAGCUCAGUGCGAAGAGCGUGUCAGUGAACAAGCUGACGCACAGUUGAAACAUAAAGAUGAACCAGCAUGUGCUGCCAAAGAUGCUAUCAAAGAGCUUCAGGGCACAACCCUUGCAGGGGAAUCAACAUCUGCUGAAGCAAAAACAAAAGAGGAUGAUAGUAACACAGCAGUGUCGAAAGUGAAAUAUCAAACUACUUUGGACAAGUUUUUUAAGAAAUCGCAAUAACUGUUUUGUGCCAGAUUGUUUUUUAAAUUUAUUGUCCAUUCCUUUUUGAAAUCGGGGAAUAAAGUUAUUAUCAAUAAUA
Cloeon dipterum is the source of this 2284-nucleotide messenger RNA. RefSeq names its product poly(ADP-ribose) glycohydrolase-like. Gene Ontology annotation, molecular function: poly(ADP-ribose) glycohydrolase activity. The transcript has 14 exons. The record is from RefSeq and is a predicted model, not a curated record. Gene Ontology annotation, biological process: ATP generation from poly-ADP-D-ribose; carbohydrate metabolic process; nucleotide-sugar metabolic process. Bases 163 to 2205 code for a protein of 680 amino acids. Gene Ontology annotation, cellular component: cytoplasm; nucleus. Lineage: Eukaryota; Metazoa; Arthropoda; Insecta; Ephemeroptera; Baetidae.